AUGACCAAAAAUGUCCAAGUCCACACCCAGAAGAUUAGUAGCACCAGGGGAUCCAACCACCAAAAACUGAGUGGUGAGGCAAGGACUGUUGUAAGAGAUUUGUGUGGAAAAAACGUCAUCGACGGAUAUGAAGUGAUGAGGGAGAUGCGAGAAUAUGAGGAUAAAUCCGGCGAGCCCAAAUGUUGGUAUGUGGCACCAUCCACAAUAGCAAUGGAUGAUGCCAUGUCUAUUUGGAAGACCAUCAGAGUGUGUGCAACCUCCAAGGUUUCAGAGGCCAGUAUCAUCUUCAUUGGAUACAUGAAACAGCUACGUAACUGUAUUGCACAGAGACUGGCCAUUACCCCCAUAAAAGAACUGGAAAAACAAAAGAAUUUGCACCGCAUAUGGCAUCGUAACCUGAAAGCUAAGGCUGAUAUAAUAAGAUUAAGAGAUGAACUUGAAACUCAGAGGAAUGAAGGUAAUGCACAGCUUGCAGAAAAAGAUAUCUCAAUUCAGAAGAAUGAGGAACAUAUUGAUAAAUUGAAAAAACACUGUAAGGAUAACAUUAAAAAAAGAAUAAAUGAAUCAGAAAGAAAUAUGAUAAGUGAUUGGAAACAGAGUGAAUGCAGACAAGAGGGACUUCAGAUAGAGCUUAAGGAUGCUGAAAAAAAGUUUGAGAACUUGCUCUCAGAACACUUGCAGUGUGAAAAGAACUUGAAAGCAAACAAGCAAAAUGUUGAAUUACAGUUGCUCACUGUGCUGAAUAAAUACGAUAAAGAUAUGGGACAGCUACAGGCUACACUUGAAGAGAUUAUUGAAGGUUUCAACAAAGAGAAGCAACAGAUGAGAGAGUUACAGGAGCUGUUUAACAUCCAGGAAAUGGAGUACACGAGGUUAAUGACUGAAAAAGCUGAAGAUGAACAACGCGAACUGGACCAUAAAAUAUACAUUUUCAUUACAAACAGAUGUGCACGCAGAAUUCAGCAUGCCUGGAGAGAAUACAAACAAAGAAAGCUUUCAAAGCGUAAAGGGAGAAAGAAGAAGAAAAAAUAAAAUGGUUAUAUUUCAAAUUUUCUGUACAAGAAAAACAAUAUAAAGAUACAUAGAUAGUAGUAGUGGUGGUAAUAGUAGUAGUAGUAGUUAAU
Molecule: messenger RNA, 1124 nt
Organism: Schistocerca cancellata (South American locust)
Lineage: Eukaryota; Metazoa; Arthropoda; Insecta; Orthoptera; Acrididae
Product: putative leucine-rich repeat-containing protein DDB_G0290503
Exons: 5
Coding region: 1-1032 (343 amino acids)
Molecular function (GO): protein binding
Source: RefSeq, a predicted model, not a curated record